Chara braunii is the source of this 1975-nucleotide messenger RNA. Lineage: Eukaryota; Viridiplantae; Streptophyta; Charophyceae; Charales; Characeae. The record is from the annotation of a GenBank genome assembly.
GACCGCAGAGAUCGCGAGCUGUUUGUGCGAGCAAGGAGGCUAGAUGAUUACCCCCGAAGCCCUCGCUAUGAGGCCGAUCGGGGUAGAGGCGACUCCCGCGGCCGAUGGGAGAGGGACGGCAGAUACGAGAGAUCGGACCGAGAUGGAUAUAGGGACGACAGAUACGAGAGGUCGGGUCGAAAUGGCUACAGAGGAAGUAGAUAUGAGAGGAGAUCGGGACUGGGAACGACAAGAUGGGUCGCGCGGACGGUUUGAGCGCGGGGGAGAUGCGAGAGAGCAGCGCGACGAGUCGCGGGGAUGGUACAACCGAGGGGACCGACGCGAUGAGUCACGAGGACGAUAUGACUCGGGGGACCGCCGGAAUGAUUCGCGAGGGCGGUAUGAGCAAGGAGGGUCUGGAGGAGACCGGCGCAACAAUUCGCGCGGUCGGAAUGAGAGGGGGGGAUAUGGCGUCUCAUCAGAACCAUAUCCCAAGUCGCCUGACCCCAAGGCGGCCAGGAAUUCGAUCUCUAGAGGCGCAGACGACAGGGCAUCUACUCCCAGGAACUCAUGCGUCUACUGUAGAGGAGAAGAUCAUAUCAAGAGGGAUCGCCCGGACCUCAAAAGGGCAAUAGAUGAGGGACUUGUCGUGCUUGACGACCGCAAGUACGUCAAGUGGGCAGAUGAUCUGGCAGAUGUAUCGAUGUUCCCUUCGAUGAAGGAGAAUGUCGAAGCAAGGAGAAUAAAGACGAGUAAAGGAAURGAGCCGGUCAGGAGCCAGAGCAUCAAGAUAAUCUUUGAGGGGGAUAUCGCGACCACACCCAUAASGGUGGCAGCCACCAAGUCGGCAAGAGGGUCUACAUCGAAGAAGACUGACACGGAUUACGUGAUGACGGAGAAGGACGAACAGCGRGUCGAUGGAGAGGAGGUUAUCCUUUCGCCGCGAAAGAGGGGAGUGAAGAAGUUCUUAAUGAAGAGUUCGCUGGACGAGAUUGACACGGUUGAGCCACUGAGGCGGGCCCUUCGGCAACCAAUGCAGUGCUUUAUUCUGGAGUACCUGGCGGCAUCGAAGCCGGCUCAUGAUGAAUUACAGAUAAUCACGCGGAAGACUCGCAUACCUCUAUCAGAGGAGGGUCAGGGGGCCCCUAAAGAGGAAGCUUCUACAGUAGCGGUAACGGGGGUGACUGCCAGAGCRGAUCGCAUGGCGACAGUCCUUCUCGAUGGGAUGGAAGGUGUGCCUCCAGACAAGUUUUAUAUACUUGGUAGCGGGGCCGUAGAGACGAUUAUAAACGAUGGAGCGAUUCUCGAUGCUGUGAUUGAUAACGACAGUGAGGUUGUCAUCAUAGACGAGGACCUGGCAGUACAAGUUGGACUGGGCCUCGAUAGGUCAUACCUAUUCGAGAUAGAGACGGAUGAUGGGAGAAAGCAACAGAUCACUGGGGUUUGUCACAAGGCAGCCAUAGAGGUCCAAGGGGUAAGAGUGACCCUGCCUGUCUUUGCAGUCAAAAACUGUAGCUCCGACCUGCUCUUGGGUCGAACAUGGCUGAGCCACGUGCAUGCGGUGACGAUAGAGCGACCUGAUGGGAGCCAAACAUUGUCCAUUAGGAAGCCAGACGGGACGUGGGUGAUGAUUGAGACAGUGGAGCCUCGGGACCCGAGGAACAGAGCAGCUCUCGCUGUGGGUGCAAGACCCAGUGAUCAGAUUAAGUCGUUACCUAUCUCCGGCCGCGCGAUGCGAUUUCGCGAGAAGAGAUUUGGACCAUUUCUUACAGAAGAAGAAGGUCGGAUCGUGGAGGUGGAAGAUUUAGGGAGUCGGCUAAUAGCGGACGGCAACUCGUACCCAAAGGAAGGAGAUGAGGAAUUUGGCGAUGUGGUAUCCGUGUCUUUUUUAAGGGCUAUGGGGGGCUACCCAAGCGACACAAGCAAGUAGCUCAAAAAAGGUUAAGCCAGCGGCGGUGGGCCGCGAGCGAACGGCACUGGAAGGGGUAUCAAAAGA